Messenger RNA from Brienomyrus brachyistius, 7852 nucleotides. Its product is annotated as unconventional myosin-XVIIIa-like. Lineage: Eukaryota; Metazoa; Chordata; Actinopteri; Osteoglossiformes; Mormyridae. Gene Ontology annotation, molecular function: protein binding; ATP binding; cytoskeletal motor activity. The record is from RefSeq and is a predicted model, not a curated record. The transcript is spliced from 41 exons. Gene Ontology annotation, cellular component: myosin complex. The coding region runs from base 348 to 6449 and encodes 2033 amino acids.
GAGUGGGGCGAAGUCAUGGAGUUCGCGGGUGAUGGCCGUUUGCCGGGCUGCGGUUCCGCAAAGUUGCCAGCUGGGGGCGCCUUAGGACCGACUUUGCUUGCGGGACCUGCGGAGGAAUGGGGGUGGCGGCUGCGCAGCGCCUUGCGGCUCGUCCCGGCGAAGGUGCCUUAUUGCGCUCCGAAACAGCACCGGGUUCGGCGAGCUGCAGAGACAUCGCACCGGGAAACGGAGAGCUGGAUCUGCAGGUUCUGGGACCGCCUCGCGUCUGGUGCCUGGUACUCACCCCGCAUGGGGGUGUAGCCUCCAUGUGACACGCCUCUGACGGCCGGGAUCAGGCCUUUUCCAGAAUGUUCCAUCUCAUCAAGAAGGACAAAGACAAGGAUGGUGGGAAGAAGGAGAAGCGGGAGAAGAGGGAGAAGAAGGAGCGCAUGUCGGCGGCGGAGCUGAGGAGCCUGGAGGAGAUGAGCGUGAGGAGGGGUUUCUUCCACCUCCCUCGUGGGGCCAAGAAGGAGCAGAAGGGGAGGAUGGAGAUCUCAGGCCCCAUGCCUGUCCGGGCAGGCACCACAGAGACCGGGGGCCCGGCAGCAGACACAGCGGGCCCCGGCGAGGAGAUAAAGGGCGGUGUGGGGGCCCGGCGCAGCUCGGUGCGAGAGCGUGCCGCCAAGUCUCUGGCCAAGCAGAGCUCACAGGUGGGUCACCUCAUGAAGCGCCUGUCCUUCUCCCAAAAGGGCAGUGAGGACAGGCCACCAGAGGGCGCCAUGCCCUCCCCAUCCCCACAGGCCUCUGACAUGCCCCCAAAGUCUGGAGACCCUGAGCCUGUCCUGGACCCAGCGAAGGUCCCGGAGCUGGUGGAGCGGACGUUCGUGGCGGACCUGCGCCUUCCCGCUGUGAUGCCCCCAGUUCUGCCGGAUCCCCGGGAGCUGGAGAUCCGGAGGCGCGACACCGGCGACUUCGGCUUCUCACUGCGUCGCACCGCCAUGCUGGAGCGCCGUGCUGCUGAUGGUGCCGUCUGCAAGCGCGUGGUCCACUUCGCCGAGCCCGGCUCUGGUGCCAAGGAGAUGGGUCUGGGUUUGGGCCCGGGUCCGGGCCCGGGCCCGGGCCUGGGACUGGAACUCGGCCUGGUGCCCGGCGACCGGUUGGUGGAGGUAAAUGGGCUGAACGUGGAGGGCCGGAAUCGGGAUGAGAUCGUGGAGAUGAUCCGGCAGUCAGGCGAGACGGUGCGACUGAAGGUGCAGCCCAUCCUGGAGCUGGCAGAGCUGAGCCGUGGUUGGCUGAGGAGCAGCGAAGGGCUGCGGCGGGAAGUUCUAGAGGUGAAGACCGAGGAGCAGAUCGCUGUAGAAAAGGCCUGGUACAGCACCGAGAAGGUGUGGCUUAUCCACAAAGACGGCUUCUCCCUGGCCAUGUUGCUCAAGUCUGAGGAGGACAGCGUGCCGGAAGGGAAGGUGAAGAUCCAGCUGGAGCAUGAUGGGAAGGUUCUGGUAGUGGACGAGGACGACGUGGAGAAGGCCAAUCCCCCGGCGUGCGACCGGGUGGAGGACCUGGCCUCGCUGCAGUACCUGAACGAGUCGAGCGUGGUGAACAGCCUGCGGCAACGCUACGGCACCCGUCUGAUCCACACGCACGCCGGCCGUGGCAUGGUGGUGAUCAACCCUGUCAGCGCCCCCUCCAUGUACUCCGACAAGGUAAUGCAGAUGUUUAAGGGCUGCCGGCGGGAGGACUCGGCCCCCCACAUCUACGGCGUGGCCCAGGCGGCCUACCGCAGCCUCCUGACGACGCGGCAGGACCAGGCCAUCGUGCUGCUGGGCCGCAGUGGCGGUGGCAAGAGCACAUGCUGCCAGCACCUGGUGCAGUACCUGGCAGGGGCAGCGGGCAGUGCUACGGGCAAAGCCUUCUCCGUGGAGAAGUGGCAGGCAGCGAACUUCCUGCUGGAAGCCUUUGGAAACAGCGGGACGCCCCUCAACAGCAACGCCAGCCGCUUCUCCCAGAUCAUCUCGCUGGAUUUCGACCAGGCUGGUCAGGUGGCCUCAGCGUCCAUCCAGACCAUGCUGCUGGAGAAGCUGAGGGUGGCCAGAAGGCCGAUGGGCGAGACCACCUUCAAUGUCUUCUACUACCUGAUGGCCGGGGCAGACUCCUCCCUCAGAACUGAGCUACACUUCAACCACUUUGCGGAGAGCAGUGCCUUUGGUAUCAUGCCUCACACUAAGCCCGAGGACAAGCAGAAGGCCUCCCAGCAGUUCACCAAGCUUCAGGCGGCCAUGAAGGUGCUGGGUAUCUCCAGCGAGGAGCAGAGGGCCUUCUGGCUUGUCCUGGGCGCCAUUUACCACUUGGGGGCAGCGGGGGCCUCUAAAGCGGGACGCCGGCAGUUUGCGCGACACGAGUGGGGCCAGAAGGCAGCAUAUCUGCUGGGCUGCUCCCUCGAGGAGAUCUCCUCUGCCAUUUUUAAGCAUCAGCCCAUGGGCGCCCCCCAGAGGCCUUCCCCUGCCUCGUCCUCGCUCCAGGGGCCGGAGAAAGCGAACUCUGCAGACAACGCUGGACCCCGGGUGUCGGCCGCUGACUGCCUGGAGGUCAUAGCCUCGGGGCUUUACGCCGAGCUGUUUUCCCUCCUCAUCUUCCUCAUCAACAGGGCCCUCAAGUCCCACCAGCACUCGCUCUAUUCGCUGAUGAUCGUGGACACGCCCGGCUCCCAGAAUCCCCGGCUGGCCGAGCAGGCCCGUGGAGGAACCUUCCAGGAGCUGUGCCACAAUUACACGCAGGAGCGUCUGCAGGCCCUGUUUCAGGAGCACAGCGUCGCCCAGGAGCUGGAGCGCCACGGGGAGGAGAACGUGGAGCUGACCCUGGAUGACAUGGAGACCAGCCCAUCGUCGUCCGUAGCUGUGGUGGACCAGCCGGUGAGGCAGACCCUGGUGCGGACGCCAGCACAGGCAGAUGAGGCUCGCGGGCUGCUCUGGCUGAUGGAAGAGGAGGCACUGCAGCCGGGCUGUUCAGAGGACGCGCUAGUGAGGCGUCUGCUCGGCUACUACGGCCCGGCCGAGGGGGACCGCCAAGGCCACAAGGUCGUCCUCAAAGGGCAGCAGCCGCAUCACUUCCUGUUAGGACACAGCCAUGGGACAGACUGGGUGGAAUAUGACACCCGAGGCUGGCUGGGUUACGCCAAGCAGAAUCCGACCUCCCAGAAUGCGGCGUUCCUGCUGCAGAACUCCCAGAAGAAGAGCAUCCGGGGUCUGUUUGUGGGCCGGGGGGCCGCGGGGACGGCGCUGUCCGGCUCCAUUGCCGGGUUAGAGGGCGUGUCCCAGCUGGCCAUGCGCCGUGCCACCAGCCUGAGGAAGUCCUUCACCGCCGGCAUGGCGGCCAUCAAGAAGAGGUCUCCGUGCUUCCAUGUCAAGCUGCAGGUGGACGCCCUGAUCGACCUGGUGAGGAGGUCCCGGGUCCACUACGUACACUGCUUCCUGCCCUUCCCCGACGCGGCCGCAAAAGGGCGCGACAGCAAGGCGGCCCGGGCGGGCGAGCCCGAGGCCCAGGGCGAGAGCUGCGAGCCAGGCCUCAUGCAGCUGGACGUGCCCCUGCUUCGGGCCCAGGUCCGGGGCUCCCGGCUACUGGACACCCUGAGAAUCCAUAGGCAAGGAUACCCGGAUCACAUGGUCUUCUCUGAGUUCCGACGUCGUUUCGAGGUCCUGGUGCCCCACCUGAGCAAGAAGCACGGACGGCACUACAUCGUCUCAGACGAGAAGCGAGCCGUGGAGGAGCUCCUGGAAUCCCUGGAUCUGGAGAAGAGCAGUCACCACAUGGGCUUGAGCAGGGUGCUCUUCCGGGCGGGAACCUUGGCCAAGCUGGAGGAGCAGAGAGAUGAGCAGACCAGGCACAACAUCUCGCUGCUGCAGGCCGCCUGCCGUGGCUACCUGGCCAGGCAGGCCUUCAAGAAGAGGAAGGUCCAGGAUCUGGCUCUCCGCUGCAUCCAGAAGAACAUCAAGAAGAACCGAGGAGUGAAGGACUGGCCUUGGUGGAAGCUCUUCACCAACGUCCGGCCUCUGGUGGAGGUGCAGCUCACCGAGGAGCAGAUCCGCGGCCGGGAUGAGGAGAUCCAGCAGCUCAAGAUGAAGCUGGAGAAAGCAGAGAAGGAGCGGAAUGAGCUGAGGCUGAGCAGUGAGCGUCUGGAGAGCAGGGUGACGGAGCUGUCGGUGGAGCUGGCAGACGAGAGAAGCGCCGGGGAGUCCGCCUCCCAGAUGCUGGAGACGGAGGCUGCCGAGAGGCUGCGUCUGGACCGGGACCUGAGGGAGCUGCAGGUGAAGUACGAUGCAGUGAGGAAGCAGGCGGAGUCCAUGGAGGUGGAGGUGAUGGAGGCGCGGCUGUCGCGCGCGGUGGAGCUCAAUGGGGACCUGGAUGACGACGAUGACGCUGGGGGGGCGUGGCGUGUGAAGUACGAGCGUGCCGUGCGGGAGGCCGACUUCAACAAGAAGAGGCACCAGCAGGAGUUUGAGGAUAAGCUGGAGACGGAGCAGCAGAGCAGGAGGCACGUGGAGCGGAAGCUGGCAGACCUGCAGGCGGACAGCGACGAGGCCCAGCGCUCCCUGCAGCAGUUCAAGAAGAAGGUGCAGCGUCUGACGUCGGAGCUGCAGGACACCAGGCUUCACCUGGAGAACCAGCAGAGCAGGAACCACGAGCUGGAGAAGAAGCAGAGGAGGUUUGACUCCGAGCAGAGCCAGGCGCUGGACGAAGCGCACCGAGAGAGGGCCCUCCGGGAGAAGCUGGCUCGCGAGAAGGACGCCCUGACAGGGGAGCUGUUCAGCCUGAGGCAACAGCUACAGGACAAGGAUGUCGAGGCAUGUGCGGCGCGGCUGAAGGUGGAGCAGCUGGAGGCGGAGCUUGCAGACCUGUCCUCCCAGGAGUCCAAGGAUGAGGCUUCUCUGGCCAAAGUGAAGAAGCAGCUGCGUGACCUGCAGGUCAAGGUCAAAGACCAGGAGGAGGAGCUGGACGAGCAGGCCGGCACUAUCCAGAUGCUGGAGCAGGCCAAGCUGAGGCUAGAAAUGCAAAUGGAGCGGCUGCGGCAGACCCAUGCAAAGGAGGUGGAGAGCCGAGAAGAGGAAGUGGAGGAGAUCAGGCAGACGUGCAGUAAGAAGGUGAAGCAGAUGGAGGUGCAGUUGGAGGAGGAGUACGAGGAGAAACAGAAGAUCCUCCGUGAAAAACGAGAACUGGAGUCCAAGUUGCUGAGCGCCCAGGACCAGCUGGGGCAGCGGGACCUAGAGACGGAGAGGCGGCUCCGCAAGGACCUGAAGCGGACCAAGGUGCUGCUGGUGGACGCCCAGGUCAUGCUGGAGCACCUGAAGAACAGCGCCCCCAGCAGGAGGGAGAUCUCCCAGCUCAAGAACCAGCUGGAGGAGUCAGAGUUCACAUGUGCAGCUGCCGUCAAGACCCGCAAGUCCAUGGAGCUGGAGAUGGAGGACCUUCACCUGCAGAUGGAUGACGUCACAAGGGCUAAGUCCUCUCUGGAGGAACAGGUGAGCCGGCUGCAGCGUGAGAAGAACGAGCUGCAGUCACGCAUGGAGGAGGACCAGGAGGACCUGAAUGAACUGAUGAAGAAGCAAAAGGCGGCCGUCGCCCAGUCAGCCCGAGACCUGUCCCAGAUCAGCGAUUUGCAAGCACAGCUGGAGGAGGCCAUCAAAGAGAAGCAGGAGGUCCUGGAAAAGGUCCAGGCCCUACAGAGCCAGCUGGAAUUCCAGGAGCAGUCCAUGGUGGACAGGUCCCUGGUCAGCAGGCAGGAGGCCAAGGUGCGCGAGCUGGAGACCAAGCUGGAGUACGAGAAGUCGCAGGUCAAGAGGCUGGAGGGCCUGGUGAGCCGCCUGAAGGAGAACAUGGAGAAGCUGACGGAGGAGCGCGAUCAGCACGUGGCCGCAGAGAGCCGGGAGAAGGAGCAGAACAAACGUGCGCAGAGGCAGAUGCGGGACCUGAAGGAGGAGAUGGCGGAGUUGGCCAAGAAGGAGGCGGAGGCCAGUCGCAAGAAGCACGAGCUGGAGAUGGACGUCGAGAGCUUGGAGGCGGCCAAUCAGAGCCUGCAGACCGACCUCAAGCUGGCUUUCAAGCGGAUUGGCGAUCUGCAGGCCGCCCUCGAGGAUGAGAUGGAGAGCGACGACAACGACGACCUCGUCAACUGCGUGCAGACCAUGGUGACUAAGUAUCAGAGCAGGAGGAGUAAAACUGGGGACGACUCUGACAUGGACUCUGAGGUGGAGGACCGGGUGGACGGUGUGAAGUUGCACCUAUCCAGGAGCAAGGACUCCAGCAGGACCCUGUCAGACGACGUCAGCAUGAAGAGCCCUAGCCCACCCUCCUAUCGUUCGCACCCCGACAGCGACAGACCCAGUGGAGGACAGAUGGAUGACGGCCCCCCCCUCCCAGUUCACUGUGGCAACCUGAACAACAGCGAUGGGCGGGCGAGGUCUGAGAUGACAACGUAAUAGCGACACGCUUCAGAACAGGAAACCGAGACUGAGACUGACAGAUAGUCAGACAGACUAAGACUAUCAGACUGACUGACAGACUGAAACUGAUAGACGGACUGACAUACUGAAACUAACAGACAGACUGACUGAGACUAACUGACUGAGACUGACUGACUGAGACUGACAGACUGACUGAGAAACUGAGACUGACAGAGAUUGACAACAUAAUCUGCUGUCACUCUCUCUCUGAUUGUGCUGCCUGGUGUCUGAAUGGUUAAAUGCUAGUAGGAUGUCUGGCUGUACCUUUACUUUCAUAAACUUCACAAACAAACGAAGCAGCCGCCACCUAGACCCUCAGAGAACCCCCAGCUGGGCCCUUACACCCACGUACACUGCAGAGCGUGCGCUCUUACACAUUUUACCUAUGCCUGUCCCUUAGUGGCACGUGGCUGCCUGCUGCUGUCUUUCAGAGCAGAAUAAAACCAAGAGGGUCAGUGUUCUUUAGACAUGAUCUCCUUAGUGAGGCUUAGCCGGGAAAUACACGCUCCUUGGCAUCAUGCUUCUGGUUGUGUUAAGACUUCCUAGUUAAUUAGCUCUGCUGUCUUGGCUUUGGCUUGUGUUAUUAUGAACACAGGAAGGCGGGCAUGGGGUGGGGGGUGGGUGUUGUUUCCUUAGUGGCUGCUGGGGUGGGGGAUGCGUUUGCACACUGCGCUGACUGGAAGCUGUGAGGAAUUCUAGAAGACUCCCCGGCAGUGUUGGCCUGGCCCUUUUUCGGGGCCCAAAGCAAAAUGCGAUUAGCCUAGUUGUCAUUUAUCAUCUUCCUUCCCGUUCUAACAGGCUGAUCAGUGGAGGCGCCCCCUGGUGGCCGCUGGGCCCUCAGCAGCCGCUUAGCUUGCUUAUGCCUUGGGCCUGCCCUGUUCCAUAGUGCAAUGGGACCGGAAUCUGUUUACUGAACGUCUUCUUGGCCUUUUAAGUGAUAAGGCUUUCUGCGCUCUUUACGAGUGUGUGCACCUGUAAGUGUGUGAGCGUGAUCGCUUCCAGAUCGAUAUCUGAUAAUGUCCAUAACAGAUAUAUCGUGCAUAUUAUAUAAUAAAGUUUGCGAUUUACUGUAGGCUUUCGGUGCUGGGAUUUUUGCAUCUGUCUCCUAAAUGUACAUAAAUAGACGUGUGUUUUUAAGGAUCCUGACUGGAGACUUACUGAUGACCGAUGGUGAGAGCACCUCAUGUUUGCUCACCUCGAACCCGGAACUGGCUGGUUGGCUGUGUUAAAUCUCAGUUUAGCCUCCUUGGCUUUGAGAUUGGAUGGAGAUUGUGAAAAACACACGUCUAUAUGAGAGGGGACACACUUUGGCCAGAAUGAACCGUUUGAGAGGUUUUUAUUCCCUAUUUAAGAGUAAUAAAAGCUGGCUUGUAUUUAAA